AGACAGGCGACAAAUGCAAGAAGCGGCUCCAUCCACUCCAUUCAUCCAAGCAACAGGCAAGCACAACACACCACUUUCAAGAGGAUCAGCUUAGCUCUCAAGCACGGCUUUGUCCUGGAAAUGGAAGCCAAAGAUCCUGUUGGAAAAGAAAGCUUGGGGGCCAAAAAAAAGAACUUGCCCUUCUUAAGGCACAGGUUCUACAUGCUGGAGAGGAGGAAGACCGACACGGUGGUGGAGAGUGGCAUUUCUGGAGACCAUAACAGCACUGGGACUUUGAGGAGGAGCCAGUCAGACAGGAGUGAAUACAGCCAGAAAUUACAAGAAAAGAUGGCACCCCAAGCAGGGUCUUCAGGGCCAGUCGGUUCACCGCUAGAAAAUGAAGAGCAGCGGAAUACACGGAUGAUGGCCAGAAGGCAGAAAAUUAUUGCUGAAAUGAUCCAGACUGAAAAGGACUAUCUCAGCGAUCUGGAAUUGUGCAUCAGGAUCGUAAUUGAGCCCUUGAGAAGAAAGCAGAUUGCUAGGUUUGACGUGGAUGGCUUAUUUUGCAACAUCGAAUCUGUCCAUCAAAUAUCAACCAAACUGCUGUCACUGCUGGAAGAAGCAACAGAGGAUGUGGAACCAGCCAUGCAAGUAAUCGGGCAAGUGUUUUUGCAGAUUAAAGACCUACUAGAAGAUGCAUAUAAAAUCUACUGCUACCACCAUGAUGAUGCCCAUGUCCUACUGGAAUCCUAUGAAAAGGAUGAAGAACUGAAACAAGAGAUAAGAGAAUGCCUACAGUCCUUAAAGAAGAUAUAUGAAGGAGGGGGAAAACCAAAUCUACUGGACAUGGGAUCUCUGAUGAUCAAACCAAUACAGCGAGUGAUGAAAUAUCCACUGUUACUAUGUGAGCUCUUAAAUGCAACGCCUGUGUCCCACCCAGACCACAAGGCACUGCAGGAUGCCUUGGUUGCUGUAAAAGCUAUGAAUAUGAACAUCAACGAACUGAAAAGAAGAAAGGAUAUUGUGCUGAAAUAUAAGAAGAAUGACGAAGACGAAACCUUGAAAGAGAAAUUUUCAAAACUGAACAUUCACUCAAUUAGUAAGAAGUCCAAGAGGGUCACAAGCCACCUGAAAAUUCUAACUGGAGGAGAACCACAGGUGAAAGAUGAAACUUUUAAUAAAGAGGAAAAGCUAUUCAGAAGUUUGGAAAAGACAAUCAAACUCUGUGUGAAGAAUAUUUCAUUGUUUCUGCAAUACCUAGAGGAUUCAAGUCCUCUGGCGGCACAAACUGUAACAGAACUUCAAGAUCUUCUGUAUGAGAGAGAGAAUGAUGAAAUUGGCUCUCCAAAGACAAGGAUUAAUGCCGAAAACUGCAAUGAAGAAUUUGCGAAUCAACUGGACAAGAUGGUGCUGUCUCCCCUUUCAGCGCUACAGGCCUUAUUUCUAGGCCCUCAAAAGCUAAUCCAGAAACGUUAUGACAAACUGCUAGACUAUAAUAGCUCCCAUACACCGAAGAUGCCAGGGGACGAAAUGGAUCUUGCCAGGAGGGAAUAUGAGGCCCUUAAUGCUCAGCUCGUGGAAGAACUCCAGAGGUUUAACAGGGCAGCAAAGAGAAUCGUGACAAAUUGCCUGUAUUGCCUCAUUAACCUCUUGAGGGAUAUGAUGUCAUCAUCGCUGGAGUCCUUUUCCACAGGGGAAUCCCUCGUACCAGUGAGUAGAUUACAUAUCACUGAAGUUCAGCAUCAGGUGCUUGAAGAGGUGCACAACCUGGGUUUUGUUAAAGAAAACAACAACAUAACAUUCAUCGAGAGAAAGUUGAGCUUUGAAAAAAAGAAGCCCAUCGCUUUGCAGCCAGAAUUUCCACGUCAGACUGAGAGCCACAGGUCCAUGUUACUAUCCACAUACAACUCUGACAUGCUGUACCAAGCCAAGCGCAAAUGCAACGCCUCCCAGGAAUUUGAUAUUGAUUUGUAUGAAGGAGAAGUGGUGGCUGUGCUAGAGCAGAAGGACCCUUUUGGAAGUACCAGCAGAUGGCUUGUUGACACUGGAAUUUUGAAAGGAUACAUUUAUUCCUCCUUCUUGAAACCCUACAAUCCGGCAAAAGCUCAAAAGGAAUCGGGAGAACCUGGGUUUUGUGAUGGCGACUUUGACAACAUCAGCCUUUUUGUUUCUUCACGGCAACCGGAUGACAGCGUCAUGAAAUCUGCUGGCCAUAAGAGAAGCAGCAGCGUCUCCUCCUAUAACAGCCUGUGUGAAAAGACAUCAAUUAAUGGGACAGAAGGGGAUAGCUUCUAUGAAGCUGAUGACCAACAUACAUUCUAUGCAGUCCACCCAUUUCAAGCAAGGAGUCAACAGGAACUCAGUCUGCAGGAAUAUCAGCGAGUUCGGAUUCUACAUUUUUCUGAUCUGAGUGGCAAUAAAGAAUGGUGGUUAGCCGAAGUGAAAGGACAAAAAGGAUACGUACCUGCUAAUUAUCUUGGGAGGAUGACUUAUGCUUGAACUUCAGAAACACUUAUGAGCCCUAAUUUCCCCAAAAACUACAACCAGGAGACCUCUGUUUUAUUUGUUUUGAAGAUGAAUGCCCUCGUCUGUUCUAGAAGGCUUCGCGAGAUAAAGACCAUCAAAAGCUGGGAGCUGAAGAUCUUGUGGAAUGUUUUUUUAAAAGAUCAUUUCCAGUUCCUGCCUUUAAAUGCCUUUUCCUCUAUCCCAAAAUAUUAACGGCUUGGACCAGUGGAUUGCCUUUAUUGCAUAGACCAACUCUGUGUCAAUUCAGAUCAAAGCAGGUACUAUAGUUCUAGCUCAAGUGUGGAAGUCUGUAGGCUGCAUAGCCCACCUCCCACACAAGAUAAUCUUCAUGCCUUUGGACAUCAUUGUUGUCCUCUCUCCAAAUGUGCCAAAAAAAAAAGAAUGAUUGGUUCUGGCAUCAUCAUCCUGGAAGAGUGCUUCUCUUACUAAACAAGGUACAGCAUCUUAGUCACACACAACUCUAUUUUAAGGUCAUACAUCAGUAUCUUAUUGAGCUUCUGCUGAGCAGAAAAUCAGGCCAGCACAGUCAUGCAGGACUCCAUCACUUGCACAAGUCUUUCUGUUGUUCAAGCUGUGGUCUCCAUGAAGAACCCCCAUCCUCUGCUUGCACCAUGGCAGCACUUGGGCAAGUGCCCCAAUCUCAUUUUACUAUCCUGGCAAGAUGUUAUGCUCAGCAGAAUUGCAACAGGAUAGUGGGCCAAUUAAACAUUUUUAGGAAUUGGCCUUCUAGUCAUUUCUAAUUUUAUCUUUUCCAUUUAUUUUUAAGCUUGGGAAAUUAACUCUGUGGAUCAUGGAGUAAGAAACUGGUCCUCUGCUUCAGAGAACUUCCCCAUGUCUAUUCUAAGGAUAUUAACACCACUGACUCAACCACGAGGGAUCCUGGCCAUUGCAAAUGUAAUGGUAAUCACAAAUCAGUGGCUUAAAAAAAUGGAGGAGUAACAUCGUUCAUGCAGAAUUAUGGAAAACAAACUACAACUAUGAAAGAGGGGGAAGAUACACACCAAAGGCAUUUUCUUUCACAAUUUCAAAGUCUUCCUGUAAUUUGCGAAACAAACAAAACAUCACAGCUCACAAAAUAUUUUAUUCUGAGUAUUUUAAGAACUAACAAAGUAGAAUGAGCAGAGAAAACAGUCUGCAGGUGCUGUCUAGGAUCAAUCUUAUAAGGCACAAAACAUUUCAUCAUAGGGCCAAACUCAGCAGUUACUUUAGAAGUUCAAUAGCCCUUUCAGCAUGCAUAAAACCACAUUGGACAGCAUUGCAAAAUCAGAAGGGAUAUGCUAGAUACAACAGUUUUGAACUGGAGGUUUAUUGGUCAGCCUCUUACACUACCACACACAUAUACACAUCAACUUGUUUCUUGUAGAGGGAGGCACACAUCUUCUGGUUAAGCAUUUGUAUUUUCUGCUCAACCAGUGUUCUUCCUGUGCCAAUGAAGGCCAACUUUGUAAAUAAUGUCCUUAAAAAUAAUUUUUUAAAAAUCGUGUAGCAUGAAAUGUCAUCAUGCUUAGUUUUUCGAAGCUAUGGAGUUCAUGCAGUAUAAGAACUAUGUACUGAACUAUAACCACUGCGAUCUUUUGCACUGUAUUUAUAUAGUGAAUGAUUUGUAAUGAAGAAUCAAGUAGAGAUGGGGAUAUUCGUAUACAA
Pogona vitticeps (central bearded dragon) is the source of this 4149-nucleotide messenger RNA. Lineage: Eukaryota; Metazoa; Chordata; Lepidosauria; Squamata; Agamidae. The record is from RefSeq and is a predicted model, not a curated record.